UCGGUUUUUUUGUGUCGAACAAGGUUUUGAAUGAUGGCAGAUGAAAACUUUAAUGCUGAAAUCCUAUCAAAGCAAAUGGAGCUUCGGAGCUGUAGAUGGCAAUGAAGAGGCCUCUGAUGUUUCUUCUUCAGUACAAAAAGAUGGAGAUGUGCAAAAGGAUGAAGAUGAGGGAAAAGAAGUUUCAUCAAAGAAGAAAAAGAAGAAAAACAAAAGCAAGAAAAAGAAGGAAGUGCCUUUGCAAACUGAUCCACCUUCUAUGCCUGUAAUUGACCUUUUCCCAUCAGGGGAAUUUCCUGAGGGUGAAAUUCAACAGUACAAGGACGAUAAUAUAUGGAGGACUACAUCUGAAGAGAAGCGAGAAUUAGAGCGCCUUGAAAAACCAAAGUACAAUUCAGUUCGUCAAGCGGCAGAAGUUCAUCGCCAGGUACGAAAAUAUAUGAAGAGCAUUGUGAAGCCAGGAAUGUUAAUGACUGACCUCUGUGAGACAUUGGAGAACACAGUCCGUAAAUUAAUAUCAGAAGAUGGUCUGCAUGCUGGCAUAGCUUUUCCUACUGGAUGCUCUCUGAACUGGGUUGCUGCUCAUUGGACACCGAAUUCAGGAGAUAAGACUGUGCUUCAGUAUGAUGAUGUGAUGAAGUUGGAUUUUGGGACUCAUAUUGAUGGAUAUAUAGUUGACUGUGCCUUUACAGUGGCAUUCAAUCCGAUGUUUGAUCCACUGCUUCAAGCCUCACGUGAUGCAACAAAUACGGGUAUCAAGGAAGCUGGGAUCGAUGUCCGACUUUGUGAUAUUGGUGCCGCAAUCCAAGAGGUGAUGGAAUCAUAUGAGGUUGAAAUUAAUGGAAAGAUGUUUCAAGUUAAAAGUAUCCGAAACUUGAAUGGGCACAGUAUUGGGCAAUAUCAGAUCCAUGCUGGAAAGUCUGUCCCCAUUGUAAAAGGAGGGGAGCAGACAAAGAUGGAAGAGGGUGAAUUUUAUGCAAUUGAAACUUUUGCAUCUACAGGGAAAGGAUAUGUCAGAGAAGAUCUAGAGUGCAGCCAUUACAUGAAAAAUUUUGAUGUUGGUCACAUCCCGCUGAGGUUGCCCAGAGCAAAGCAACUGCUAGCAACAAUCAACAAGAACUUCUCUACAUUAGCUUUCUGCAGACGGUAUUUGGAUCGCCUGGGAGAGACCAAGUAUCUUAUGGCACUGAAGAAUUUGUGUGAUUCUGGCAUUGUUCAGCCGUAUCCUCCUCUGUGCGAUGUUAAGGGGAGCUAUGUUUCCCAGUUUGAGCAUACCAUCUUACUACGGCCAACUUGCAAAGAGGUGAUAUCCAGAGGUGAUGACUACUGAAAUGAAAGGGGUUAAAAUUUUGUCAGUAACUACAUGCAUGAUAGCUGUGUACCAUUACCUUUUAGACUGUAAAUUUUCAGUUCAGUUUCUGAGUUUAAUUUGUUAUGAUGUUAGCUUUUGAACUUUGUUUUCCGAUAAAUUAAUGCGCUAGUGCUGGAUAAUAGUGAAGAACAGUAUCUAUAAUGUUAUGGUACCUUGUUGUGAGUGUGUUGGUCAGCAGAGACACAGGAUAUAUGGGAAUGUUUGAAGUGUUGUUGGGAGCACAAUGGCACUACUAAAAUAAGGAUCAGCUACGAGUAUUGGUGUUUUAUAGAAUGAUUUACUUUGUUAAUUUUAAAAUGUUUAUUCUUCAA
Pistacia vera is the source of this 1680-nucleotide messenger RNA. RefSeq names its product methionine aminopeptidase 2B. Gene Ontology annotation, molecular function: metalloaminopeptidase activity. NCBI's taxonomy places the organism in Eukaryota, Viridiplantae, Streptophyta, Magnoliopsida, Sapindales, Anacardiaceae. The transcript is spliced from 12 exons. Gene Ontology annotation, biological process: proteolysis. The record is from RefSeq and is a predicted model, not a curated record. Bases 41 to 1327 code for a protein of 428 amino acids.